This is a messenger RNA of Ectocarpus sp. CCAP 1310/34, 5300 nucleotides long. The record is from the annotation of a GenBank genome assembly. Lineage: Eukaryota; Phaeophyceae; Ectocarpales; Ectocarpaceae.
AUGCUUCCGCUCGAGCUGGCACUUGCACCUCCGGACAGGGGCAAUGCUGGCGGAAGUAAGACAAGCGGGCCUGGGUGGAGGCAUAGCCCAGAGGUGCCGGUCGGUGCAAGGGAGAAGGCAUUCCUGUGCGUGACGGAAGCUGUUCGAGCGAGUGGAUCGCGGUUUGUGGAGGGCUACGGCGUGAAGCCAACGAUCCACGUGAUGAUUCGCCUGGUGUUCACCCUCUCGGAGUGCUCGCCGGCGAACGGCGGGGUUCUGGCAGGGAGCUCCAGUGGGAGCGCCGUGCCUGGUGCUGUCUGCAACGGAACCGGUGGGGUUCGGGGGAGCGGGCUAACUGCGGGGACCGAUGCGCUGCGGCUCUCCUGCCUCAAGUGUCUAGAGGUGAGGGUUGAGGGGUUGUUGUGGUGUUGGAGGGCGGUGAGCCCACCACCAUGUUACAGUAGCGUUCUCUCGUCCCAUCAAGGCUGCAGUUUCCCGUUCGCCCUGUUGCGAGUAGCCAUUGGCGGUGGUAGCAAGUGGGCUGUCUUGCGAGCUCCUUUCGCCUGUGAGUGGCAUCAUAGCAGCAGCAGCAGCAGCAGCAGCAGCAGUAGCAAUGACUCGCGAUGGUCCGAAGUGCGGAACGACCUGAAGGACGCCAUGGGCGGCGGAAUCCUCGCACAGCUCGUGCAAGAGCUCUUGCUGUGCUGUCAGCAAGGCGAGGAAUCUUCUCCUCCCGCUGCCAAUGGGGCUGGUGCCAGCAGGAGGGCUGUGGCGGCAUCGCCGGGUAGCGGGGGAGGUGGGAGAUCUAGGGUAUGGGGGGGGGCGGAAGAGGCCCGCGCGGCGGCAGGAUGCCUGGAGGCUCUUUGCUCCUUUACGCCCGGCUCUUCCGUUUGGAGGCGGCUGCUUCCCGGGACCUUCAGCGGCCUUUUUCGAACGAUCAGAGGUAUCGAUUCAGGGCGGGAUGUUGCUGGUGGCAUGGUGCUGCCGUCGUCAGUGGCUCAACGGGGAGGGGAUGGUCGACGGCGUGGCAGCGGCAGCAAGUCGGCUCUGGCAGAGGUGUGCCUAGGAACUCUUGCCAAAGUUCUCCUGAUGUGUGCGGGCGGAGACGCGGCUGCUGUGGCCGCCGCCACCAGGGCGGCCACCGCGGGUACUUGUGCCGCACGCGAUCCCGCCCGCGUGGUCAAGGCAGGCGAGGGCAUAGACGCAGCUGUUCAGGGUGGAACAGGCGGAGAACCAGAGACCAGCAACAGUACAAGCAGCAACCCGCUACUUGCUCUCCAGCGGUUAGCUGUCACUUCGAAUGCAUCUGCCCGGAAUCCCGGAAACCUAGCCCAACCCGCCGGUACCGCAAGCGCUGCCGCUUCUCCCGAAGGCCACCACAGAAGCGACAACCUCAGUCCAACCCCCCCGUGCCAGCCCGGAGCGUUUGCUGCUGCUGCGACGUCUACGACGACUUCGAGCGCCGCGGCCGCCUCCGCGGCUGCGGCUUCGGCGACGGUGAUUGCCGUCGAAAACCCGGAGUGGGAGGCUCGCACGAGCGACCGCCUCCGUCUUUUGCUGCCCCCCCUGCUUGCCUUUUGCUGCCUGCACCCCGGGUGGCGUGUGCGGCGCGCCACGGCCAAGCUGGCCUCCGAUCUGUUGCGAGCCGGCGGGGACGGCAACGAAGCGGCGAGCGGGGGUGAGGCGGGAAGAGGGAGCGGCGAAGGGAAGAUGGGACUACUGGAGCCGUUGACGCCGCUGCUGAUGGAGGCCUUGGUGGGGCUUCUUCUGGACAGCAUGCCGCAGGUGUCAGCGGAGGCCCGUCGGGGCCUAGACAGCUUCCGCGCAACCCUAUCUCCCUUCCGGUGGCUGGAGCUAAGGGGUAUCCUCCUAGAGCGCCUGAGCACAAUUGUGGAAGGGCUGCCGGCGAUGGCCAAGUCGGCAGACGAAAAACGGCUUCGCGGUGCGUUUGACCUUCUAGCUGGGUAUCUGUCGCUGUUGCGGUUCGAUGCUCGUACCGCCUUGGACGGUCGGUUGUCUUUGGUGUUGUCUUGCCUCUGCGAGACCCUGGAGUUUGACGAGGACUUCAACGUCCAGGUUUUCGCGAACGUCCGGGAGGACUCCACGCUGUCCUCGGCGAGGCGCGCCGUCCGUCUCCUGGGGAAGUUCUGCGACCUCCCCUCCCUCGCGGACGCCUCCAUAUCAUCGCUGGAAACCCGUCCUCCGCGCCCUCCUCCCCCUCCGUCCGGCCGGCGGCGGCACCGACCGUCUCCGGUUCCGUCGCCGGCGCCGGCGGCAACACCGGAGAUUGCCGUCGCCAUCGGCCCUUGGUCGGACCGUUCUUCUGCUUUUCGCGAGGACGGCGGCAUCAGCAGCAGCAACGACACCAUCUACCGACGGCGGUGCCUCAAGUGGCUCCGGCUCCGACUGCCUUUGGCGUGGGUGCUGAACCAGGCGCUCCUGGGUCGUGGUUCCGGUUCGGCGGCGGGAGAAGGGGCCGCCAAAGACGGUGGCGGGGAAGCGGCGGAGGCGGGGAAAUCGAACGUUACGGGGGAGGAUGAGGGAAUCUUUCUGCGGCGCGGUCUUGCGAUAUCCAUGCUGGAGCGUCUCCUAGCUUCUCACGCCUUCAACGUGCCGGUGUCGAGGGCCGAAGCAGCCGCCGCUGGCUACAGCGGGAGCUACGGGAAUGAUAGUGCCGCCGAUUUCGAGAGAGAGUCGCUGCUGACUAGCGGGGCUGCGGGUGAGGGAGAAAAUGGCGGCGUUGCAGCGCUGUCGCGGCGUCCCGUCGAAUACACGCGGUCAGGGCAGGUGCUUGGCGCCGGCGGCGACGGUGGCACCCGCUCUCCAUCUCGCGGGGUUUCCGGCCAGGUUCUCGACGCGAACGCGACCCUUGUUUCCACUAUUGUGGAGGCAUUGGGUUCUCUAGCGGAGGCGUCUGGCCCAGGGUGCGGGGAGGCAUUUCUUCGAAGAGCUCUAUAUCCCUUGCUGGAGAAGGCGGCGUCGACCCACCCCGUAGUAUCGCAAUCCGCGUUAGCAACCUUGGCAAGGGUGCGGGUGGCGUGUGGAGACUUUGAGGACACAUCGCAGCUGCUCGAGGCAAACAUGGACUACGUGGUAGAUGACGUGGUUCGAAGAGUGUCUUCCUCAUCCCGGAGAAGCCGCAACGUGGACGUUGGCAGUACCAUGAUAACCCACGGAGGACGCGGUGGAACCAGUGCCGGAUCGGGUAUUCCCGGUGUGGUGGAGGCCGUACUGAGGAUUGGAGGCUCUGCGAUGGGACCCGCCCUGGUGAGGGACCUGGCAGGUGUUACCCUUCGGGAGGUUGACGCGUGCGCCUGGGACCCCCGGCAGACUCGCUGUAGUCUCGGGGUCCUUCGCGCGGUUGCCUCGUGCGUGACGCUGCCCCCUCUGCCCGCCCCCGGGGUGGACGAGAAAGACACGGACGGCAAGGAGGAGGGGGAUUCACAAGGGGCAACGGAACGCAACGGAAACUCUGCACUAGUGGAGAGCCCGUGGUUCAGGCAACUAUUCGUGGAGUUCGCGGACGCUUCGGACAUCCUUCGUGCGGAAGAGAAUUCCUCGGGUGCCGGAGACAGGGCACAGUCGGCUACAAGCGGUCUAGUGAAGGCGGUGAAAGAGCAUCGCGAGGCUAUGGGCUACGAUGUCCCCGACGACGACUCCGAAGAAGGUAGAGUAGAAAGUGACACGGCGAACCCUGAAUACGAAAAGACCAAAGCGAAGUGGCGAGAGAUAGAGGAGGAGGCGCGAAAGGCGGCGGGACAGGCAGAGGAGGAGUCAGAGGGACAGCAAGAGUUGCCGGAGCCGGACGCGGAGGGCAGAAAGAUGGCAGAGUCCGAGGAGGUCAAAACGCUGUCCGAGGUGCUGGCACGCAGCUGCCACUUUCUCGCCACCCCUUCGCUGGAGACGCAAGCCCUGGCCCUCGCCUGCAUGCGCGACUGCGUGUUGAAGCUAGCAUCCGCCGGCGCCGACGCUGCUCUCUUGCCGCACGUGCACCGGGCAUGGCGACCGCUGAUGGCGAGUCUGAGGGAGCACCUGACUCCCCUCCCUUCUUCCGUCGGGUCUGGAGGUGACCACGGCGACGGCCACUUUGAGGCGUCUCCACUGUCCUCCAGGAGGGCCGUCGUGCUCCACUCGCUCGACACCGUCGACGCUUUGGUAGACGUCUGCGGCGAUUUCCUUUCGUCUAAGGUAUCCGAGGACUUGUGGCCGCUUCUGAAGCUUCUCUUGCUGCAGUAUGCAGCUUUCAAGACACCCGGAGGAGCCAACAGCAGCAGCGCCACCACCACCAUCACCACCACCAAACGGAAGCAGCAACGCUCGACGUUGUUUACAUCGUCUUCGCCGCCAUCGCAGUCGAUUUCUGCGCCGGGGGAGCUGUUCCUCGUCGGCAGCAAAACUAGCGGUCGCACGAACGAUACGGGGAACGGCAUACAUGUCGACGGUGACGGAAGCGGCCUCAAUAGCCUUCUUGCUGUUCCGCCUGGCGGGCCUGUGGGAGGCGUUCAUGGUGGGGGCGGAACCAAUGGUCCCAUGACGGGAUCAGUGGCGAGCAGUGGGAAGGGUGGUCGUAGAGGAAGGGAUACCAUGGGUGAGAAGGUGGUGGCCCGGACCCUCGAGAGCCUGGAACGCCUAUGCAGCAGCCAGCAGUGCGAGCGGUUCAUGACGCCGCUAGCCCGAGAGGUUGCCAUUGCAGCCCUCCCAUGCCUGUCGUCCGCCGGCGCCACCUCCAUCCUUUCCCGGGCCGAGGCGCUAUUCCGGCGGCUGGCUUUCCUCGACGGGGAUGGCGUGUGGCUGUUGCUGAUGCAGACAAUGGAUACCGCCACUCAGCAGCGAUGCCCGCAGCAGCAGCAGCAGCCGCCGCAGCAGCCAUAUUCGCGAAGGAAUCACCAUCAGCAUCUGCAGCAUUGUGCCUCCGUUGACGGCCAGAGAGGGGAUGUAACAUCAGACGGCGGCAGAGGCGCAAGUGGAUGGGUUGCGUCGCCCCCAACAGUCGCAGCAAGGUUGAGGUCGGAUGCGGGUGGCUCGUCUGCCGGUACGGGCGAUGCGGGGUGCAGUAGCAGCCAAGGUGGCAGUGGCGACGGAACCUCGUCGCGGCUGCCAGGUUGUCCUACCCUGGAAGACACCGUGCUUUCGGAGCUGUCAGCGGUGGGGGCAACAACCGGCAGGCGGCCUGCGGCUUUGCUCGAGAGGCGAUCCGUGUUCUCUGGGGGGGCGGGGCGGGUUGCCGUAGAGUGUGCCCCCGCGGCGUCUAGGCUAUUGGGUAUGUUGGGCGACCACGGAGGUGUGGUUGAGCACAUGUAGGCUCUCAACCCAGAUAUGUU